AUGGCUGAAAACUCCAACGUCGGCACUAGGACCAUCUAUGAAAGCAAUGAGCAACGCAAUGUCACUCGGUCUGAGGUUGAAAAUGCCCGCCGAAACAGAGACAACCCCCCUGACUCCAACAGACGGGGCAGUGCACAUGAGAAAGAACAGAAGUCAAGGGGGAAACACUCUCCAACUGAUGACGAGCUGGCGAAAAUAGAUCCUACUGCUCCGGCUCGGAUGCAUGGCCACAAGCCAUCUCGCGGCGCACAGGUAGAUGCUGAGCUGAAGAGGGAGGAUGAGGAGAGGAUUCGACAGAAACAAGGCUUAUAA
Molecule: messenger RNA, 312 nt
Organism: Trichophyton rubrum CBS 118892
Lineage: Eukaryota; Fungi; Ascomycota; Eurotiomycetes; Onygenales; Arthrodermataceae
Exons: 2
Coding region: 1-312 (103 amino acids)
Source: RefSeq, a predicted model, not a curated record